This is a messenger RNA of Closterium sp. Naga37s-1, 1782 nucleotides long. The record is from the annotation of a GenBank genome assembly. Lineage: Eukaryota; Viridiplantae; Streptophyta; Zygnematophyceae; Desmidiales; Closteriaceae.
AUGGGAGCGGCCGCGGCAUCCCUGCCCCACAGAAACGAACACGCUGCGGCGGCGGGAGGAGGAGGCCGCAUCGCGUCCAGGUGCAAUGUAUCGCACGAGCUGGAGUCGCUCAUCAUCCGUGGCGCCACCGCCGCCGCCGGUGCAUCGGACCGCUGUGGGCCACACGGGGACGACGACACCGCCGCUGUGAACGCGGAGCUUCUCCGAGUCGCCAUGAUACGCGGCGGGUUGAUCGCAUCCGCUGCACCCCCGGCCGAUUCUAGUGGAUUCGCCUCGCCGCCUGUUACUACCGGCGCCCAGCAGCAGUGGUCAGCGGAGGAGGCGCGGCGGAAGAGGCCGCGGGAGUCAGAGCCACCGGCAGAGCACCCUAAACCCUAUAAAGCAGAGCAGAGCUAUAAAGUGGGUCGACUCAGAGUCAUGACGAGGACCGCCGCCGCGCCUCCCAUUCCUGAGCCACCUCAGUUGCCGUGCAACACUAUCACAUCAAAUAGCAACCGUACUGGACCGCACAGCACCGGUCUCCUUCCCCGAGCACCGCGUACUUGGAGCCAGCACGGCGAGGCCGAGGCGCAGCUUUCCGGGGAAAGGGACCUGCAGCGCAGAUCUCCUGUGGAAGGGACCUUGCCCGGCCCGUGGGUUGGUACCAGCAGCGCUGGUAGUCCCACCAUCGCCCUCGCGGAGGUCCCAGCCGCACAGAAUGCUGCCAGUGGCAAACCCGAAGGUUUCACUCCCCGAGCGGAGGCACUAGCAGCUGCUUGCAGUUGGGAUGGGCGGCUGCUGGGGGAAUCUGGCCAGGGCGUGGGGGGUGGGGCAGGGGAACGAAGAGGGGGUGGCAGGGAGAGUGGGGAGAGUGGGGGAAAGGCGGGAAGGGCUGAAAGUUGGCCGUUUCGCUUUGAGGGAAACGGGGAGCGUGUGGAUAGUGGGGGGGAGAAUGCAAGCACCGUGUCCACCCUCCCAAAGGCCCCGGAACCACACAUAUCCUCAAAAACUUUUGCCGCCAUUCCCUCCGCAGCCGAUGCUGCCACCACACCACCUCUUUCUUCUCCCUUUCAAAGCACACUCUCUCUGAGCUUCUCGCCUGCCAACCCCCACCAUGCCGUAACCCCCUACCCAAGCAGCAGUGCUCCCGCCCAUUCCACUGCAGCCGCAUCUGUUGCGAGAAACCCGGGAUCAGGCAGAGGCCUUGAGGUGAGCUGUGAGGCGCCUCAAAACGCAUCUCUUGCGAGGAACCCGGGAUCAGCCAGAAGCCCGGCGUGUGGGUCAGUGGAUCUGUCCCUUCGUUUGGGGUUGAGCCUAGAGCGAGAAGAGAAAGAGGCAGAAGAGAAAGAGGCAGAAGAGAAAGAGGCAGAAGAGAAAGAGGCAGAAGAGAAAGAGGCAAAAGAGAAAGAGGCAAAAGAGGAAAAGGCUGCAGGGGGGGAUGAUGAGGGAGGUGCAGGUGGAGCAGACGAGCAAAGGGGAGUGUCGUCCUGGAGAUUGUUAUCCAUGCCAGGCCAUCAGUGGUACGCCCCUUAUGGGGGAUGCACCUCGUGUGACGCCAGUGAGAGCAGGGGCAGAAGUGUUUACGAUGAUCAUGCGCUGCUUUACCAAGUCAACCUGGAGCGCCAAAUGAGGGGCGAGAGGGGGGUGAGGGGCGAGAGGGGGGUGAGGGGCGAGAGAGGGGUGAGGGGCGAGAGAGGGGUGAGGGGCGAGAGAGGGCGUGAGGAGUCUUCUGCCUCUGUUGCUGCUGCUGGUAGCCCGGUGGAGAACAUCUCCCUUAGUGAGAGCAGGGGCAGAAGGGUGUAA